Eimeria maxima is the source of this 255-nucleotide messenger RNA. RefSeq lists its product as hypothetical. The record is from RefSeq and is a predicted model, not a curated record. Bases 1 to 255 code for a protein of 84 amino acids. Lineage: Eukaryota; Apicomplexa; Conoidasida; Eucoccidiorida; Eimeriidae. The transcript has a single exon.
AUGCGAAGUGAAACGAGCGCAUAUGAUGCAGAUGUCGAUUUGCACCAUGCUGCGGCAGGAGAGCCGCAGCAGCCCGUCGCGCUUGAGCUGAGGGGCGUUGACACCGAAAUGGAGGAUGUGACUGAGUAUCUCAGCACAACCUCCGACACUUUUAGCUAUUGUGAGAACGUACCGGAAGAGCUGGCACACGAGGUGGAUAAGAUCCGGGGCCCCCUCUUUGGGGGCCCCACUACUGAGCGGUCGUCGCUCAUCUAG